AUGGACCUGAAGGACAGGCGACAGCAUUCGCUGACCCGAGGUCGGUGCCGGAAAGAAAUGCAUUACGCCAUAUCGUCUGUGGGCGAGGAGGAGUGCUGUGUGACUACCCAGGGUUCUCUCAGCUCCUGCAGCACAUUCAAGGCCUACGAGCCAGGAGCUCGUCUGGGCUACAGAGAGUGUGUGGCUGAGCUGGUGUAUCAUGAGGCAGAGGAGUACAUCCAGCAAGGUAGGGAUUUCACACUGGCAGAGUUGGGAGUGUGUGAACCGCCCCAGCAGCAGAGCGUGCACUGUUCUGACCUGAGUCUACUGCAGCGUGGACGCUCGCAGAGCGCUGGCACCGGUACCGACUCUGACCCAGAGGGGGCCAUGAGCCCAGAGCACGCUAUCCAACUGUGGAGUGGCCAAGGCAACAAAUCCUGCUGCAGUUCUGGCCUGUCCAGCCGGGAGAACUCUGCCCUCACUCUCACUGACUCCGACAACGAAUACAAGAGUGACAAUGAAUCAGGUCGACCCCUCCCUCCCACGCCAUCAUCCAGCUUGCUCCCGCCAACCCCUCUUCCACCAUCCGGCGCCCCCCAUUCAACACCCUCAGCCAUUAGGGAAUGCCAGGUGCCCCUGCUGGACAGCGGCUCCUCUCACGCCAUGCUGGACCCCCCUCCUGACGACGAGUUCUCCCCAAACUCCUACCUUUUGCAAGCCUGCGCAGUCCCAACCCAGCCCCCCACUGCUGGUCCUUCAAGUCACCAUGGUCAGCCCUCUCUGAGGCCCCCCGUGCCCCCCCCUCACAACCACCACCAGUCCUCCGCCAACUCCCUGAAUCGGAACGCCCAUGCCGCGAGCCGACGCAACCCUGCCCAUGCGCCUACCUCCGCCCCUGCCGACGGUCCCUCCACUCCUGAGUCGGUCCAGCUCCAGGACAGCUGGGCACUAAACAGCAGCGUGCCAUUGGAGACAAGGCACUUUCUUUUCAAAACUCCGUCGGGGACAACCCCCCUCUUCAGUAGUUCCUCCCCCGGAUAUCCGCUGACCUCAGGGACGGUCUACUCCCCGCCCCCCAGGCUCUUACCUAGAAACACAUUCUCCAGAAGCUCCUUCAAACUCAAGAAGCCCUCCAAGUACUGCAGCUGGAAGUGUGCAGCUGUCUCAGCCAUCACUGCUGCCGUCCUAUUGGCUGUCCUGCUUUCCUACUUCAUCGCUCUGAACCUGCUGGGGCUCAACUGGCGUCUGAAACCAACUGACAGGCAUUUAGUCAGCAACGGACUCAACACUGGCAUACCCACCAUCGGCGACGCGGCAACAGCACCCACCGGAGAACGAGGGCCUUGGUUGUUUCGAAACACCAGUAUAAACAGUGGGGUGUUGGAGAUCGGUCGGCGGGUUAGUCAGGAUGUGCCCCCUGGUGUGUUUUGGAGGUCUCUGCUGCACCUGCGGGAGCCUCAGUUCCUCAAGUUCAAUAUCUCCUUGGGAAAAGAUGCCUUGUUUGGGGUCUAUAUGCGCAAAGGUCUACCACCUUCCCAUGCACAGUAUGAUUAUAUGGAGCGGCUGGAUGGAAAGGAGAAGUGGAGUGUCGUGGAGUCUCCACGAGAGAGGCGCAGUAUCCAGACAGUGGUCCAGAACGAGGCCAUAUUCGUACAGUACCUGGACCCUGGCACAUGGCAUCUGGCUUUCUAUAACGACGGCAAAGAGAAGGAGGCUGUCUCCUUCAGCACUGUGGCCCUAGAUUCCGUGCAAAAGUGCCCACAGAAUUGCCAUGGCAACGGAGAGUGUAUGUCAGGGGUGUGUCAUUGCUUCCCAGGCUUCCACGGCACAGACUGCUCUAAAGCCGCUUGCCCAGUGCUGUGCAGUGGAAACGGGCAGUAUAAGAAGGGAACGUGUAUAUGCUACAGUGGAUGGAAGGGUGUGGAGUGUGACGUACCCGCCGGUCAGUGUGUCGACCCAGACUGCAGUGGGCAUGGCACCUGCGCCGAAGGCACCUGUACCUGCUCCCCUGGUUACCGUGGAGACAAUUGCGAGAAAGUGGACUGUUUGGAUCCAGGAUGUUCUGGACAUGGCAGUUGUGUGGAUGGGCAGUGCCACUGUAAACCCGGUUGGUCAGGGCCUCUGUGUGACCAGCCGCAGGCUCAGUGCCCAGACCAGUGCCACGGUCAUGGGGCAUACAUCCCAGACACAGGCCUCUGCAGCUGUGACCCCAACUGGAUGGGCCCCGACUGCUCAAUGGAGGUGUGCUCGACCGACUGCGGGAGCCAUGGCGUGUGUGUGGGAGGUGUGUGUCAUUGUGAGGAGGGCUGGACAGGUGUAGGCUGCGACCAGCGUGUGUGUCACCCUCAGUGUGUGAAGCAUGGGACCUGCCGUGAUGGGAAGUGCCAGUGCGAGCAAGGCUGGAACGGAGAACACUGCACGAUCGAUGGGUGUCCAGGUCUGUGCAGUGGCAAUGGGCAAUGCAUUCUGGUGCAGAACAGCUGGCACUGCGAAUGUCACACAGGCUGGCGGGGUCCUGGCUGCAACGUUGCCAUGGAGAUCUCCUGUGCAGACAACAAGGACAAUGAAGGAGACGGACUGACUGACUGUAUGGAUCCUGACUGCUGUAUACAGAGCGUGUGUUUGACCAAUCCGCUGUGUCGUGGGUCACCCGACCCUCUCCAACUCGUGCAGCAGAGCCAAUCAUCUGGCCAGUACCUCCGCUCCUUUUACGACAGGGUCAAGAUGCUGGUAGGCAGAGAUGGUACCCACUAUAUCCAAGGAAACAAUCCUUUCAAUGCCAGUCUGGUGUCUUUGAUCCGAGGCCAGGUCUUAACAGUAGAUGGUACUCCGUUGGUUGGAGUUAACGUGACGUUUGUGAAAUACUCUCACUAUGGUUACACCAUGACCCGACAGGACGGCACGUUUGACCUGCUAGCUAAUGGAGGAGGUUCCCUGAUGCUGCGUUUUGAGCGCGCUCCGUUUCUGACUCAGGAACAGACUGUCUGGUUGCCGUGGAACAGGUUCUACGUGAUGGACACAGUGGUUCUGAAAACUGAGAAGAGCGUCACUUCUGGCUGUGACCUGAGCGGUUAUGCACAGCCUAAUCCCGUGGUGGUAACCUCACCCCUCUCCGCGUUCUACAGCUCCAGCCCCACAGAGAAACACAUCAUCCCAGAGAGCCAGGUGCUUCAUGAGCAAAUAGAGAUCCCGGGCACGAGUCUGAAGUUGAGUUACCUGAGCUCUAGAGCAUCAGGUUAUCGUUCGCUGCUCAAAGUGAUAAUGACACCAGCCCUGGUGCCUCUCAGCCUGGCCAAGGUCCACCUGAUAGUGACAGUAGAGGGACAGCUCCUCCAGAAGUGGUUCCACGCUUCGCCCAACCUGGCCUACACCUUCAUCUGGGACAAGACUGACGCCUAUAGGCAGAGGGUGUAUGGCCUGACUGAGGCUGUGGUGUCCGUGGGUUAUGAGUAUGAGAUGUGCCCCUCGCAGAUCCUGUGGGAGAAAAGAACUGCAGUGCUGCAGGGCUUUGAGCUUCUUCCAUCUAACCUAGGAGGCUGGUCUUUGGACAAACACCACAUGCUCAACAUUUACAGCGGAAUCCUGCACAAAGGCAAUGGUGAAAAUGUCUUUGUGUCAGAACAACAGCCACCCAUCAUCACGAGCAUCAUGGGUAACGGGCGCCGACGCAGUAUCUCGUGCCCAAGCUGCAGCGGCCUGGCAGAGGGCAACAAACUCCUUGCACCUGUAGCUUUGGCCUGUGAUGGAGAGGGCAGCCUGUACGUCGGUGACCUGAACUUCAUCCGCCGAGUCUACCCCUCCCUGAACACCACAGCCAUACUAGAACUCAGAAACAAGGACCUUAGACAUGGCAACAGCCCGACUCAUAAAUACUACCUAGCCGUGGACCCCGUCUCUCAGGCUCUGUUCCUGUCCGACACCAACUCUCGGCAGAUCUACCACGUGCGCUCUCUGACCGGCACCCGGCCACUGCUGGACAAUGCCCAGGUGGUGGCAGGAACCGGUGAACAGUGUGUGCCUUUCGAUGACGCGCGCUGUGGAGAUGGUGGAAAAGCCAUAGAGGCCACGCUCAUGAGCCCCAGGGGCAUUGCAGUAGAUAAGAAUGGUCUCAUGUACUUUGUGGAUGCGACCAUGAUUCGUAAAGUGGACCAGAAUGGUAUUAUCUCCACCCUGAUUAAGACCAACGACCUGACUGCAGUACGCCCCCUCAGCUGUGACUCCAGCAUGGACAUCAGUCAGGUACGUCUGGAGUGGCCCACUGACCUGGCCAUCAACCCUAUGGACAACUCUCUGUACGUGCUGGAGAACAACGUGGUUCUGCGCAUCACUGAGAACCACCAGGUGAGCAUCAUUGCUGGCAGGCCCAUGCAUUGCCAGGUACCAGGCAUCGACUACUCCCUCAGCAAACUGGCCAUCCACUCCACCCUGGAAAGCGCCACCGCCAUCGCGCUGUCUCCCUCCGGUGUUCUCUACAUUGCCGAGACAGACGAGAAGCGCAUCAACCGCGUGCGCCAAGUGAGCGCAUCCGGUGAGAUCUCACUGCUGGCAGGUGCAGCCUCGGAGUGCGACUGCAAGAACGACGUCAACUGCAACUGUUUCUCGGGCGACGAGGGCUUUGCCGCUGAUGCCAGCCUGAAUGCACCCGCCUCACUUGCAGUCUCUCCCGACGGCACUCUCUACAUCGCAGACCUCAACAACAUUCGUGUGCGUGCCGUCCGUAGCAACCGGCCCAAUGCCACUGCGGGCGGGCAGUACGAGGUGGGCUCAGCGCUGGAGCAGGAGCUGUACAUGUUCAGCGAGGAUGGAAGGCACAGACAGACCAUCAGCCUCGUCACAGGACUGCCCCUCUACAACUUCAGCUACGGGCCGGACGGAGAGCUAACCUCCAUCACCGACAACUGCAACAACACGGUUCGAAUUCGAAGAGAUGGUGCCGGUCCACUCCGUCUGGUGCUGCUGCCGGAGAACCAGGUGGUCACCCUGGGAUUGGACCCAACCGGAGCCCUGCGCUCCGUAUCUGCGUUCAACCAGGAGGUUGCAUCGCUCACCUAUUCUGCCAGUACUGACCUGCUAGCCUCUAAGGUGGAUGAAACGGGCUGGACCAACUUUUAUGAGUAUGACGGUGAAGGUCGCCUCACCAACGUCACGUACCCUACAGGUUUGGUCACCAGUCUCCAUCGUGAGAUAGAGCAGUCGAUCAACAUUGACGUUGAGAGCUCCAAUAGAGAUGACGAUGUCACUAUCAUAACCAAUUUGUCCUCUGUGGAGGCUUCCUAUAUUGUGGUUCAAGACCAAGUCCGCAACAACUACCAGCUCUACCGCAAUGGUACGCUGCGGGUGUCCUACGCUAGUGGCUUAGGAGUCAGCUUCCACACUGAGCCUCAUGUCCUGGCAGGUUCUGCUACCCCCACCAUUGGACGGCGUAACAUCACACUGCCCACUGAUAGUGGACUGAACUCCAUUGAGUGGAGAAUGAGGAAGGAGCUUACCAAGGGCCAGAUUGCUGUGUUUGGCAGGAAGCUACGUGCACAUGGUAGGAACCUUAUAUCCAUCGAUUAUGACCGAACUACACGCACUGAGAAGAUCUAUGAUGACCAUCGAAAGUUCAUGCUGCGCAUCAUUUACGAUGCCCAGGGCCGACCAGCAACGUGGUUGCCAAGUAGCAGCUUGGCCUUAGUCAACGUGUCGUAUUCACCAACUGGCCAAUUGAUCGGCUUGCAGAGGGGCAGCAUGAGUGAGAAGAGGGAAUUUGAUACCUUCGGCCGAAUCUCAUCCCGUACCUUUGUGGACGGGAAGGUCUGGAGCUUCAGCUACUUGGAUAAGUCUAUGGUGUUGCUCCUGCAGCAGAGUCAGAAGCAAUACGUCUUUGAGUUUGACACAUCUGGCCGCCUCACUGCUGUCACCAUGCCAAGCAUGGCCAGGCAUACCAUGUCCACACAUGUAUCACUGGGCUACAUCCGCAACACCUACAACCCUCCUGAGAGCAACGCCACAGUCAUCCAUGACUUUGAUGAAGAAGGUCGCCCGUGUGCAACCUUUUACUUGGGCACAGGCCGCCGUGUGCUCUACAAGUACGGCAAGUUGGCCAAGCUCUCUGAGGUGCUCUACGACGCCACCGCCGUCACCUUCGGCUAUGAUGAUACAGCUGGUGUCCUUAAAAUGGUCAACCUACAAAGUGGCGGCUUUUCUUGCACAAUCCGUUACCGCAAAUUAGGCCCCCUAGUGGACAAACAGAUGUACCGAUUCUCUGAAGAGGGCAUGGUGAACGCUCGCUUCGAUUACACCUACCAUGACAACAGCUUCCGUGUGGCUAGCAUCAAGCCAGUAAUCGGUGAGACACCUCUGCCUGUUGAUCUUUACCGUUAUGAUGAGAUCUCGGGAAAAGUGGAGCACUUUGGCAAGUUUGGCAUCAUCUACUAUGAUAUCAACCAGAUAAUUACCACAGCAGUGAUGACACUUAGCAAGCACUUUGACACGCAUGGGCGCAUCAAGGAGGUACAGUAUGAGAUCUUCCGUUCGCUCAUGUACUGGAUGACGGUGCAGUAUGACAGCAUGGGCCGUGUGAUCAAGCGAGAACUGAAGAUUGGGGCCUACGCCAACACCACGCAGUAUCGCUAUGAGUAUGAUGCCGACGGCCAGCUCAGCAGUGUCAAGAUCAAUGACUGGUCUACCUGGCGCUACAGCUAUGACCUGAAUGGCAACCUGCACCUGCUCAACCCAGGCAACAGCGCACGGCUCCUACCGCUUCGUUAUGAUCUGCGAGACCGGAUCACACGACUGGGUGACAUACAGUAUCGAUUAGAUGAGGAUGGUGUUCUCUGUCAGCGAGGUUCUGACAUUUUUGAGUACAACUCCAACGGGCUGCUUGAGCGUGCCUACGGUCGAGCAGCCGGGGGCUGGAGUGUACGUUACCGCUAUGACGGCCUGGGUCGGCGCAUCUCUCGCCGCACUGGCGAUGGUGAACAUCAGCAGUAUUUCUAUGCUGACCUCAUUUACCCAACACGGGUCACACACAUGUAUAAUCACUCACGAUCGGAGAUCACCACAUUUUAUUAUGACCUGCAAGGUCAUCUGUUUGCCAUGGAGGUGAGCAGUGGUGAAGAAUACUACAUAGCCUCUGACAACACAGGCACACCACUAGCUGUCUUCAGUGGUAAUGGCCAGAUGGUGAAAGAGCUGAAAUAUACUGCCUAUGGAGAGAUCUACCAUGACUCAAACCCAGAUUUUCAGCUUGCUCUGGGGUUCCAUGGAGGCCUCUAUGAUCCUCUCACCAAGCUAGUGCAUUUUGGUCAGAGGGACUAUGAUGUGCUGGCUGGACGUUGGACUGCACCUGAUCACAAACUGCUGUCCAAGAUCAGCAAGGAACCAGCCCCAUUCAAUCUCUAUAUGUUCAAGAGCAACAACCCUCUUAGUGACAUGAUCGACAUAAAGAAUUAUGUUACAGAUGUGAAGAGCUGGCUGGUCAUGUUUGGUUUUCAGCUGAACAACAUCAUUCCUGGUUUUCCUAGACACCCUUUGUCCUUUGUUGACCCUCUUUAUGAGCUGCUUGCCAGCCAGGACUGUGACAGUGCUCAGAUCUUUACUGGUAUCCAGCACACAGCAGAGAAACACAAUCAAGCUUUCAUGGCAUUGGAGGGGCGGCUGCUAAACAAGCGGAGGCGCAUAAGGCGUGACAAGCCUGGCUAUUGGUUUGGCACCAGCAUUCCUAUUGUUGGUAGGGGCAUGAUGCUGGCAGUCAAGGAAGGCCAUGUGUUGACUGGCCUGACAACUGUGGCUAGCGAAGACAGCCGCAAGAUUGCCCAGGUACUUGCCAGUGCCAUGUACCUGGAGGGCACACACUACACCAUUGACGGUCGAGACUGGCACUUCUUUGUGAAGCCGGGUUUGGCUGACAGCGAUCUGCUUGCUCUCGGGCUCAACGGCGGGCACAAGACGUUGGAGGGCGGUCUCAACAUUACAGUGAGCGGACGUGCACGUCGUGGUGCCAUCACAGUGGAGAUCCACGCAGCUGCACUCACCUUCAGUGUGCGGUAUGGGCUGACUACUGACGCAGUAGAAAAGGAGCGGGCUCACGUUCUUGAGCAAGCCCACCAAAGGGCACAAGCAGGGGCCUGGGCCAAAGAGCUGCUGUUGGCUCGUGAAGGCAGAGAUGGAGGAUGGUCCUGGACAGAAGCAGAGAAGCAGCAACUGCUCGCCAUGGGUAAAGUUCCAGGCUAUGAGGGUUACUAUGUGCUACCAGUGGAGCAGUAUCCCGAGCUUGCUGACAGCAGUGCUAAUAUUCAGUUCCUCAGACAGAAUGAGAUGGGCAGGAGGUAACAGACCUGCACUGCUCACUUCUUCUCCUACGGAGAGGACGUUGACAAGUGCUUAGAUGGUCUUGAAGACUCCAGAGAAACCACAGUCAC
Chanos chanos (milkfish) is the source of this 8384-nucleotide messenger RNA. It is a transcript of the gene tenm2b, whose product is annotated as teneurin transmembrane protein 2b. Lineage: Eukaryota; Metazoa; Chordata; Actinopteri; Gonorynchiformes; Chanidae. The transcript is spliced from 29 exons. The coding region runs from base 1 to 8295 and encodes 2764 amino acids. Gene Ontology annotation, molecular function: protein homodimerization activity; protein heterodimerization activity; cell adhesion molecule binding. Gene Ontology annotation, biological process: signal transduction; neuron development; heterophilic cell-cell adhesion. The record is from RefSeq and is a predicted model, not a curated record. Gene Ontology annotation, cellular component: membrane; neuron projection.